AUGACAGUUCCAGUUCCCCACCCUUACUAUCCCUUGGACGCAGAGAUCCCCAACUAUGUCCCUAGGGAAUUGAGUACCCCGGUGAUACUUGCGACGUUCUCCGCUGCUUCCCUAUUCGCUCUUACAACCGCCAAAAUCAUCGCGACUACUGUGAACCCCAGAAUUAAAACUUCGGAGCUCUUAACGGUUCUCUGGUUUGCACUAUGUGGUUGUAUCCACCUCGUCCUCGAAGGCUACUAUGCCCUUAACUGGUCCACGCUCCCGGGCUCCCAACACCUCCUCGCGCAACUCUGGAAAGAAUAUUCCUUGUCCGAUUCGCGUUACCUUACGUCCGAUGCCUUUAUGAUGAUCAUGGAGUCGAUGACCGCAUGGGCUUGGGGACCGUUGUCCUUCCUGAUCGCCGCCCUUAUCGUGACCGAGAACCCCUUCCGUCACCCGUUGCAGAUCAUUGUCUCUACUGGACAGCUUUACGGGAAUAUACUGUACUAUGGGAUUUGUGCGUUCGACUUUCUGGUACAUGGAGUUGAGUACUCGAGGCCAGAGAACUACUACUUCUAUGGAUAUUUUGUGUUUUUGAAUUCGUUUUGGAUUGUUAUUCCUAUUGUUCUUAUCGCAAGCAGUGUGAAGGCCUGCGCGGGAGCUUUUGCGGAUGCCAAGAGGAUGAGGACUGUCGGGACGAAUGGAAGUUCUAAGAAAAGAUCUUAA
Messenger RNA from Aspergillus affinis, 705 nucleotides. Its product is annotated as EXPERA domain-containing protein. Gene Ontology annotation, biological process: sterol biosynthetic process. Bases 1 to 705 code for a protein of 234 amino acids. The transcript has 3 exons. Gene Ontology annotation, molecular function: cholestenol delta-isomerase activity; C-8 sterol isomerase activity; steroid Delta-isomerase activity. Gene Ontology annotation, cellular component: endoplasmic reticulum; membrane. Lineage: Eukaryota; Fungi; Ascomycota; Eurotiomycetes; Eurotiales; Aspergillaceae. The record is from RefSeq and is a predicted model, not a curated record.